This is a messenger RNA of Lates calcarifer (barramundi perch), 3239 nucleotides long. It is a transcript of the gene tlcd5a, whose product is annotated as TLC domain containing 5a. Bases 615 to 1343 code for a protein of 242 amino acids. The record is from RefSeq and is a predicted model, not a curated record. The transcript is spliced from 3 exons. Gene Ontology annotation, cellular component: membrane. Lineage: Eukaryota; Metazoa; Chordata; Actinopteri; Centropomidae.
CACAGGUACAGGUGGAGCAAGGGGUGGGACUUAAUGCGUUGUUGCUUUGGCAGGGCUUGCCACCAGGAUUUCAACCAAGGGUAUGCGGGUAAGAUGUGCCCCCUGUAACACAUAUUAGACUAUCAGUGGUGUUAUUACUACGUACUGUUGCUCUUCCAUUUUGACCCCUGCUGGAGGGAAAUGUGUGUGUAAUUCCUAAUCUUGACCACAAGGCGUCACCACUGUCCACAAAAGAUGAGACAGUCUCCCAUCGUUUUGGGGAGAUAUCAAGCAAGGUGGAAGCAUGCUGUUUCUGUUAAAUAUUUGGGAAGUCUGCCGUAAUUUCAAAAUUACGCUAUAGUAUGGGAUAAUACAACCAGGGCACAAUUCUCGCUAGUACUACCAGUUGUUACAUUUGCAUACAGAGCGACUGGUAAGGUGGAGGUGGAAUUCAGGGAUGCGGACAGAGGCUGUUGUUGCUACCGGCGGAGCUCAGAUAAAGGACAACAAAUAGCAGCUAGUGUCUCUGCAAACAAACCUCUAACAGUCUCAUCAAGAAACACAGCUUCACAGGGCACAGAACACCCAGGACGUAAGCGAAGAAGCUGCCACAUGUGCGCCCUCAAGAAGAGAAGAUGGCACUGCAGCUUGUGGUUUGUUCACUCCUGUGCCUGUCCUGUUGGGUCUCUUUCUACUUUAUCUUGUGUAAAGUUAAUGGGUCCAGGAGCUAUGAGUGGAACUGUCGCCUUGUCACCCUAGUACACGGCAUCCUGGCAGUCUGCAUCACAGCAUAUAUAGGCUACGUGGAUGGACCCUGGCCUUUCACUCAUCCAGGUACUAAGAACACCCCUCUGCAGAUAAGUGCCAUGGUGGUGAGCUUGGGCUACUUUAUUUUUGAUAUGGCCUGGUGUGUGUACUUCCGCACAGAGGGACCCGUUAUGCUGGCCCACCACACCAUGAGCAUCCUGGGAAUCCUGUUGACCCUGUGGUUGGGGGAGUCUGGCAUUGAGUCGUGUGCGGUACUCUUUGGCAGUGAAAUUACCAACCCACUCCUGCAGGCACGCUGGUUCCUCAAACAGACAGGACAUUACAGGUCCCUGCUGGGGGACGUUGUGGAUGUCCUGUUUGUGCUACUGUUUGUGGUGAUGCGAAUCUUCGUGGGAGGCACAAUGCUGUACUGUGAGCUGAUCUCCCCAAGACCCAGAUUCUUUAUCAAGUGUGGGGGAGUGGCCAUGUACGCUCUAUCCUGGGUGUUCAUGGUGGACAUUGUUCGAUUUGCCAUGCGAAAAACCAAGAGCUGGCACAAACAGCAGAGAGAACUAGAGACAAUAGCAGCUAAUGGCCAUGAGGGGAAGAAGGACUGAUUGGCUUUUGUUUCUUUAAAGGAAGUCAAUUUACAUUAUGUUUUUUGGACACACAAGGAAAAGGACAAAAAAACCAACUUUUUCUUUGUGAAACUGAGAUUAAAAAUGGACAUUUCAUAAUUUUUUAAGCCGAGAAAUAUCCUCUGACAUCUGGCAGUAAGGUCUAACACCUGUGCAUUGUGAAAAAAACAUAUUUUUUAAUGCAGUCAUCGCUGCUGAACACAUGUUACACUAAGAUGCAGGUGCAGAAACAACACAGAUGUAGUUAAUGUUACUUGAAGACCAAAGCACUUUCUAUAAACACAUGAACAGAUGUUGCUCUCAGUUGGAGUGAACUGUUGCCUAGUCACAUAUCUGGUUGUGUUCUGUUCAGUAUUAGGAAAGAAACUGUUUACAUGUUAUUCCCAUAAUCCUUGUGAAACACUUUUAGCCAUAUUGAAACGUUGGGAUUGGUUUACUUGGAAUCUUGUAGGGGUUUUUUUUGUCAUUUGUAAAACUUUGAGCAGAUAGGUAUACUCAGGGAGAUGAAGUCAUACUGGAAAGUUGGGAUGAAAUCUAGAGAAAUAUGUGUGAUGAGUGUGUUUACUUUGUUUAAUGUACUUUAUAGUAAUUUCAUUUAAGCUUUUGCCUGCUGUCUGAGAUCCUAUUCCAGAGCCUGCCCAAAAAAUUAUUUUACCUCUUCCCUUGUGUACGGGGAUACAUGGAAAGGCACAUUUCAAUUACAUAGUUCUUUACCGUUAAUGCUAUUUGUUUAGCAGUCUAUUUGGAUAUACAUGUAAGCUAUAAAUAUAUUCACGUUUGAUGAAGUAGUAUCAGAAUUUGUACUUUAAAUCGUUGAGGUGUCUGAUUGGACUGUACCAUUUGUGUGAACAUGCAUGACAUAAAUUAAUCUUUGAGACAAAAGUCAGACAAAGACAAAGAUUUGCACUCUAUACUGAUAGCCUCCAGUUAUUCAAUUCAACAGAGUAGUGUUUCAGUCUCACAGACAACCUGUCAACUGAGACUUGACAAUUCAAUCAAAUUUACUGUGAGUUAUCUGUACAGUGGGCUGAUCUUUUGUCUGGCUUCUGCUUCAGAUAUGCAUGGUUCACAUACCUGUGCAGUCAUUCAUGCAGGAACAUCCUUUUCUAGCCCCUAAAAUUUUAGAUUUUUACAUUUAGCCUUUACAUGAGGCAGUGUUACACACACUACUUGGGCUGGGCAAUAGUUAGCAUUUAUUGACUUUUAGUAAAAUUCUGUUGUCCAAUUUAAUGAUUAAUUUGAUGUACACAUGUGAAGAGUUUGAUCAGAGUGAACAUCUGUUUUAGUAUUUUUUGUGAUUUUGCAUACAUUUGCCAUAUUGUGAAGUUAAUUGUUGGAAAAUUAUUAAUCUUAUUGUGUUAUUGUGAUGUUGUUUUUCACCAUAUUGAGACACAGACACAACACUUAAGUUGGUCAUGGGAUAAAGACAGGCGUGACUUGUUAAGAGAGGACAUAAUGACUUGGCUCUCUCCCAAACUGUUAGCUCCAUGACAAGAAAGUGAAUCUUUGUGUUUAUCUAUUUUCUUGUUAUUAUGACCGUAUCUCGGUUGUUAUUCACAUGGACUUCUGCAGUAAUGUCUACAUGUGUCAUCCUUUUGUUUUCUUAUUUGUGUUGGAUUGAAAUUUGAUGAGUUGCUCUCAUACAAGGUCUGAUUACCUGGCUGCCACUGUUAAAAACUGUGUGAGCAUCACUAUUAUAUCCGAGAAAGUAAAAAAUCUAACAGGUGUGUGCCUUAGUUAUCUGAAUGUACUUCCCUAAUUUUUUUGUGUUUGUGUGUGUGUGUGAGUGUGAUUGUGUAUGCUAUACUGUAAACCCUUCAUGAUUUGCCUUUGAAAUCCCCUGUGUAAAAUUAAAUAUCUGAUAUAUUGUUUAAA